Metarhizium brunneum ARSEF 3297 is the source of this 876-nucleotide messenger RNA. Its product is annotated as AP-1-like transcription factor napA. NCBI's taxonomy places the organism in Eukaryota, Fungi, Ascomycota, Sordariomycetes, Hypocreales, Clavicipitaceae. Gene Ontology annotation, molecular function: transcription cis-regulatory region binding; DNA-binding transcription activator activity, RNA polymerase II-specific. Gene Ontology annotation, biological process: regulation of DNA-templated transcription. The record is from RefSeq and is a predicted model, not a curated record. Gene Ontology annotation, cellular component: RNA polymerase II transcription regulator complex.
AUGUCCCGUCGCUGCUCACACGAUUUGAUCCAGGACCAAGUCGAUGCCGUCAUCGAGGCUCCAGGCUUCUAUCUCGCCGACGAUUUAGGCCAUCUAUUCAGCAGUUCUCUACCGUCUACCGACGAAGUUGCACAAACCCCCGGAAGCUCCUCCUCGUCACAGGUCUCCGACGGUUGCAGCUCUGGUCUCGAUGACGCCGUCGCAUCUCCCCUCCAGCCCAGCAGUCGCAAAAUGGUGGCUUUGGCGCCGGCGCAGCCCAGAUGGCCACCCAGUGCAGAUUCGCAGCUACCACAGGGCUCGAGAUAUCACAAGCGCAGGGAGCAGAAUCGGGUGGCCCAACGUGCUUUUAGACAGCGCAAGGAACAGCACCUCAAGGAGCUAGAAGACAAGGUGGCGGUUCUGGAAGCGACUAGAGACCGCAUCAACGCGGAGAACGCCCGACUGCAAGAGGACCUGGAGCGAGCGACCGUGGAGUAUUCCCUCCUGCAGAACUUGGCCAAGCCCAGCAGUCUAUUUGAUUGCGCCGACCGGUCUGAUGGCUCGUCUAUAUCUGCUCCCAGCCGUGAAUGGUUGGCGAGCCCGCCACCGACUUCGAGCUCCGAACCACACUGCCUUGCGGCUUCACGGCCGCGGUAUUGUGGACAUGAGCUUAACGCGGGACAGAUGUGGGAGUUUAUUACCGGUCACCGCCUGUUUCAGGAAGGACUGGCGGACGUUGACUCGAUUGCUCGCGAGCUGCGCAGGUUCUUUCCAGGGGAUGGCAUGGGAGGCAUCACAGAAGACAUUCUCACCCACUGCAUUCACGAGAGCGCGAGACUGCGGCAGGGGGGUUACAGACUACAGUUGACAGAUAAAUUCCGCCCGUCAUCGAUUUAG